Molecule: messenger RNA, 1446 nt
Organism: Monopterus albus (swamp eel)
Lineage: Eukaryota; Metazoa; Chordata; Actinopteri; Synbranchiformes; Synbranchidae
Gene: kera
Product: keratocan
Exons: 3
Coding region: 1-1119 (372 amino acids)
Molecular function (GO): protein binding
Source: RefSeq, a predicted model, not a curated record
AUGAAUCACACUUUCUCCAUUUGUGCCAUACCUCAUACUUCAAAGCUGGGUCAUCAAGCUUUGACCCCUCUGAGGUUGGACAGUGAAAUGGCACUUCUACUUAGCUUUCUCUAUAUUUUGAGUCUGGUUGGUCCAGUUCUUAACCAGGACAUGCCUUAUGAGGAAUACAUGGCCCAGAUCCAGGCCUGCCCUCAAGAAUGUCGCUGUCUACCAAACUUUCCUCAUGCUGUCUACUGUGACAAUAAAGGUCUAAAGAGUAUCCCCAAAAUUCCUCCAUACACAUGGUAUCUCUACCUGCAGAACAAUCAAAUCGAGGUGCUGUCAGCAGAUGCCCUGCGUAAUGCUACACAACUGCGCUGGAUGAACCUAAACCACAACAAAGUCACGAGUGAAGGAGUUGAAGAAGGUAUCCUGAACACAAUGUCUCACCUGGCGCAUCUAUACAUGGAUGACAACCUCUUGUCUUCUGUGCCAUCUCCCCUGCCAGCCAGCCUGGAACAUCUACGUCUCUCUCGCAAUCGCAUUUCCAAGAUCCCUGCAGGUGUUUUCAAGGGUCUCAACAAACUUAGCCUCCUGGACCUCCAGGGAAACAAGCUGAUGGAUGAUGGUGUGACUGAAGUGAGUCUGAAGGGUCUAAACAACCUGGUACAGAUCAACCUAGCCAAGAACCAGCUGACAAGCAUGCCUCUGGGCUUGCCACCCACCACCACUCAGCUUUAUCUUGAUGGCAACAACAUUGACAAGAUCCCAGCUGGAUAUUUCAAAGGUUUGCCUAAAGUAGCGUUUCUGAGGCUUAACCACAACAAGCUUGGCAGCAGUGGCAUUCCCAAAAAUGUCUUUAAUAUCUCCAGCAUUUUAGACUUGCAGCUGUCCCACAACCAGCUGAGUGAGAUUCCCCUCAUUCCCUCUGGUCUUGAACACCUUCACCUUGACCACAACAAGAUCAAAAAUGUGAGUGGUUCCAGUGUCUGCCCUGUCUCAGCUGAUGGUGUUGAUGACUAUUUCGAUGAAAGUGGUCCUCGACUGAGCUACCUCCGACUGGAUGGCAAUGAGAUUCAACCACCAAUUCCUCAUGAUGUCAUCCAGUGCUUCCGCUUUCUGAGGUCCAUUGUCAUCUAAGAAGAGGACAUUUUUAAGCAUUUUGUUGGCUAAUUCUGAUCCAAUGACAUGGCAAUGAGAAUGCUAGUCUGAUAAAUGAGACCUAUGAAACCAUAUGCCAAAAAUGCUGACACAGGUAAUAUUUGCAUGUUUGUGAAAUAUUUUAAACUAGCUGCCCUCACCUUAUUUUAUUGUUGUGUCUCGGGGAAAAGCAAAUUUCUCAGUGGAAUCGAAAUAAAAUCCAAAAGGGACACCAAAGUUGAUAAGGACAUGAUUGGUUAGGAGCUUUAACUGAUGCUGCAAUCUGUUGACCUAGUUGUGCCUUAUAUUGAUGUAAACAUCUGCAUG